Molecule: messenger RNA, 3411 nt
Organism: Strongylocentrotus purpuratus (purple sea urchin)
Lineage: Eukaryota; Metazoa; Echinodermata; Echinoidea; Camarodonta; Strongylocentrotidae
Product: ribosomal protein S6 kinase-related protein
Exons: 10
Coding region: 270-1469 (399 amino acids)
Biological process (GO): protein phosphorylation
Molecular function (GO): ATP binding; protein serine/threonine kinase activity
Source: RefSeq, a predicted model, not a curated record
CCCACACUCACCAUUUUUCAUUCAAGAUUGAUGUUGUGGUUUUCAGUAAUGUGAACGCGCUUUUCAGGACUAGCGCGCGCUUUCCGGUCGUACUACUGUGUACUGUCGAUUCUGCAUGCAUGCAUGCAUUGUACACAAUGCCGCGCCAGUGCAGUAGAAGCAAUCUUGUUUAUCCACGUUACAGGUGACUGUUGAUAUUGCUGACACAAUUCUGUUGUGAACUUUAUUCUUUGUGAUCAUGUAGAACAGCAUAUAAUUAAUUACCUAAAAUGGGAGGUAAACAUUCUCGGAGCCAACGUAGGCAAUCAUCUGCUUCGCAAUCUCAACGUUCGAUCCCAAGCCGGAGUUCUAGUGACCACAGCUUCCAGAGGAUAUGGUCGCGGACAUCCAGGAGAAGAAGGAGUGUAGUCUCGCUCACAGACCCUUACCUGGCGUCAAGGACCACCUGGCCGGUGCCUCAGAGUGAGGCUAUGUUCUUACCCGAGUAUGAAGUGAAUCCACGCAGCGCUGAACAGGAAUAUAAGAUUCUUCAUCAGAUAAACAAGGGUGCCUACGGUCAGGUGCUCAAGGUACAGAGGAAAGAGGAUGGAGAGAAUUAUGCUAUGAAGGUAUUAUCCAAGCUUGAAGUGAUCCGGAGCGAAGCUAUCAAGCAGUGUAAAGAAGAGGUUAGCAUACAGGCCAUGGUGGGACAUCAUCCUUUUAUCAUCCAGAUAUACAAGUCAUGGCAGAGCAAAAUCAACUUACAUAUAGUGAUGGAGUUUGCAACCCAUGGUGACCUCUACACACUCUGGAUCUUAGAAGGAGUCUUCACUGAGAUGGCUGUAUGUAUCUUCAUUGCGGAACUCUCGAUGGCGCUAGACUACCUUCAGAAUGCAGGUGUCAUAUACAGAGACCUGAAGAUGGAGAACAUUCUGCUGGACCAAGAGGGACACAUCAAACUGACCGACUUUGGCCUUUCAAAAUGGAUGAAGAAAGGCAACCGGGCAUCAACGAUAUGUGGCACAUUACAGUACAUGGCUCCGGAGAUCUUAAAUGAGGAGAACUACACGCAUGCCGUUGACUGGUGGUCAUUAGGUAUCAUCAUGUACACACUCCUGACUGGUGGUUACCCUAUAGAUGGCGCUAAAACCCAUUUCACUAUGUAUAGCAGAGUUCUUGCCAAGAAAUAUGUUCUACCUUCUAGUAUAAGCAGUGAGGCUUGUGAUGCUCUGGAUAGGUUACUCAGGAAAGACCCCAAUGACAGACUGCAAUCGUUAGGGGAGAUCGUCCAUCUAGAUUUCAUCAAGAACAUCUCAUUGGAGCAGUUGGUACGACGGGAGAUCACCCCCAAAGACUACCUGAAGAGAAGGUUACCCAGGACUCUAGCUAGGAAGUCAACCAACAAGAAGGGCAGGGAGUUCCUCUAUGAUAAGAUACCAUGUGACUUUACUGUUGACAAUUUUGAGUGGACUCGAGUAACCCAGUUAUAGUACCAAAGAAACUUGAGACAGACUGGUGAUCUCAUCAAGAGCAGCUGCCAUGAAAUGAGACCUUCUUAAAGGGACACAUCAGAAGAAGUACCUUGAUAAAAAGAACAGUAUUCUGACUGACAGGAUGGAAGAGGAAUCCAUCUUGGAAGUCUACCGAUGAUGUCUGAGUUUUGUUUCGUCAAAGGCGGAGGUGAUCGAUGUACGGUCAUUACUGAACGAUCAGGAUGACUGGUUAGAGUGAUGUCGCAUGCAGGGUUGUCGUUGAUGUCCACAGCGAUAGCAUGGGCAUAUUCAUUAUUCAGGAAAGCAUGCUAAGCAGCUGCCUGAUCAUGUUGAGAAGGAUCAUUGUUGCCUUAAAAGUGACUGAAAGACAUUGAGAUGGCAAGUACGUACACGUACCUUCAUUACAAAGGGAUGUAGCAUCGGUAUCAACGGAAGAGCAUACCGAAGAAUCCUACAGAUCUUACAGAGAAAUAAGAGAGCGGAAAGAAUUACUGAUGUAGAUUGCUAGUAGGAAGCCAUUGCAAGGUGAUGCGCAUUUGCAUCGGUGGUGGAGGGCAAUGAAGAAUCGCACGCAGCACACAGAGGAAUUACUGAGCUAUCACUAGCCUUGGUAAUGAAUCAAUAUCUCUUUCAUUAUGAAAGUGAUCCUCUUGCCCUUGCUAUUAUGAUAAGGGAUGUUGCUGAUGCCAUGACUCAUACGACCAUCAUUGUCAGUAUUGAUGAAUGCAUGCAUGGUUGAAAUCACCCAAUCAUGAUUAAGAAUUGUGCUUUCCAUGAUAAUUAAUCUCCAAUGUACUGUCAUUAUAAACAUGGCUCUAAUUAAAAUCUUGCAAGUCACUAUGGAAUAACUUUGUUGGUUAAAUUAUCAUUAUCAUGAUAUUAUCAUCAUCUUUAUCAUCAUCAUCAGCAUCAUCGUUGUCAUCAUCAUUAAAUUAUCAUCAUCAUUGUCAUCAAUAUCAUCAUCAGGAUUGUUAUCAGCAACAAAAUCAAUUUGAAAAAUCUCUUACAUGACCAAAAAUAUCUUCCUCAUUAAUCACAAUGUUCUUCAUGUCAUUACAUAUCGGCAGCCUUUACUUACGAGUGUAAUGCAUUAUUUUAUCGCCAUUCACAUUAUCACUGUUGCUCUCAGCAGGAGAGCACUGUUUGGUAUGAAUGAUGUCUUUUUAGGAAUCUAUCCAAGAUUGAUGUACCUUGUCUAUACUCCAACAAACACAUCAUUGAAAAUAUUCAAUGUUGAUAUAUCAAUGCCCACAACUCUAUGUGUAGCAUCUUCCCUCUGUGAUGUGCUCCUAGUACAGCCUCUCUUGAAAAUAUUCAAUUUUUAAUGAUAGGAAGUAUUUGUUUUAUACCAUCUUUUUAACGAAGAGUUUAUAUUGCCAAGAUCAAUAUUGAUUUUUUGACUAGCCUGUUAAAUGCAAUUUGGUUUUGGUAUUUUCCACAGACUCAAGCCUGAGCUAUCCUGGACUUCAUAUUUAAUUGAAUGAUUUGUGGGAAUGCAUGGAUGUAUAGAGUCUCUACAGCUUUUGUUAUGGUGCUGUAAUCUACAUUCUGUAAGCGAUUGGAGCAAUUGGGUGGACUGGAAGAUAUUUGUAUAGGUGCAUUUCACCAAUCUGAAUAGAGGCAUAGAGAUAUUUUACAGCAGGAUGUAUAACCUUGAAUUUUUAAUUUGCAAAGUCAAGUAGAAAGACUAUGUUUGAAAGAUUCUUGCUCUUAUGAUAAUACCAGAUGAAUUUCCUUAAAUAUCUUUUGAAAUUAAUUUCUCACCAUGAGCUAUAUCAAUACAUUGUGCCAAUUUGCCAAAUAUUUUGUUACUCAUGUACAUGGUAUCUUAACACAGUAGCCAAAAUAUUGCUAAAACAUUUAAUUUAUUGUUUUGUAUUUUUGCUUGUAUUAGAAUACCUCUUUUUUUACCUCCUGAUUUAUUGACCAAUUACAUUUC